UCCCUGGGCUCCGCCUCCUCCGGGCCGGGGCAGGGACCGGACGGACACAAAGCGAGCCGGUCGAGCGGCCCGCACCGACCGGCCAGGGUUUAGGAAGAAAGAAGCGGUGAUGCAGACCUGCAUUUGACCAGCCGGAGCUAAGGGGCAUUUCAGCCGCAAGUGGAAACAGCCUCCUGUGUGUGGAUCGUCAGGAGGAGGGGAAGGGGCGGCCCAGAAGCAAAGCCUGCGGUCUUGGCCAAGGACCAACACCCGCCCCAGACGAAGUCCUCCAGCGUGGGAGGCGGGUUGACCGCCCCCCCUGCCAUGUGAGAACGGGAGCUGUACCUCCAAACCUCCCCUUGAGAAGGAUUUCCGGACCCUACGUCGGGAUCAUCAGUAGGGGAGGGGGCGCCCGGUGCCCACCACACCAACAGAAUGGAUAAGUACGAUGACCUGGGCCUGGAGGCCAGCAAAUUCAUCGAGGACCUCAACAUGUAUGAGGCUUCCAAGGACGGGCUGUUCCGGGUUGACAAGGGUGCCGGCAACAAUCCCGAGUUUGAGGAAACCCGAAGGGUGUUCGCCACCAAAAUGGCCAAAAUCCACCUGCAGAAGCAGCAGGAGCUGCUGCAGGAGGAGCUCCCGUUGGCCGGCGGGGGGCCGCUGAAUGGAGGCGUCCGGUUGGGUCCCCAAGCUCACCAAGCCGGCCUUCCCGGCCCCCGAGAAGCCGUGGGCGGCGGCAAACACUACCUGGCUGACGGGGCCUCCAAACCCCCUCUGGCCUCCCUCGUCUCGGGAUCGGGGGUCCUGGCGGGAGGCUCUGCCAGUCAGCUGCCCGGUCCGAAUCCGCCACCCGUGCCCCAGGGGCAGCGGGCCAAGAUGUAUCUGGAAGGUCAGAAAAAGGCCAGCCAGGAGUAUGGCUGCGGGGACGGCCCCAGGAUCCCGGCAGUGUCGGGGUUUCACGGACUAGACUCCGGGGAGUUGGGCCGGGGCAGCACCGGUCCCGGCUUUCCCUGCCUCCCCCAUGGCAGUUACUAUGACAGCUACUUGCCACCCGGGUCAGAGUGGGGAGAAGAGCCAGGCCAGUUCACCGGUGUCAGGUCUGGCGAAGGGAGCUCAAGGCCCGGCCUGACUGCCUGCGACCAGCUGCAGAAGAUAUCCCCGGCUGAUCCCCACCUCUACCUCCCCCAGCCAACCUUGAACUCCUACCGUUCCUCAGAGAGCGGCUAUAGCAGCCUGGAAGGGGGCCAGCCCGGCCGGGGCUAUGACCCGAAGCCAGUCGAUCAGCGGUCAGCCUCCUUCUCCCACCUCCUGAACCCCAGUUUGCCUCCCACGGGGCCCGAGGCGGAGACCUCGGCUGGGCUGCCCCAGCAGAGGCCGUUGUCGUUCUCGGCCCCGGGAGCUCGAGGAGAUCCUCUGAGGACGAACCCUAGAGGAGAGAAGCAGACCUGUGUGGUCGUGGGCGAGCCCAACGGUGAGCCCCAGCUCUGGCUCCAGGGCAGCCCCGCGUCUUACAUUUCUAGCUCCGUCCCUGCCCCGCUGCCCUCGGGCAUCGACUGUGAGCCUCCCGGCGCUGCCUGUCUCAAACCCUUCGGCCCCCUGGGAGACCACGGCCAGAAUCACGGGCCCAGUUGCCUGAAUCCCAGCCCAAAUCCCGGUAGCUUCCCCUCCCCGAGGCCGACGGUUUCCGAUGCCCCGCCGUCGCCUUUUGGAGACGGUCCGCGGAGCAGCCCACCACCCGAGGGAGGCGACGGGAACAGACACCCAGAGAAUUCCAGCCCUUCCAAAGUAAAAUUACCCUGCCAGGCCUUCCAAGUGCCUUCAGAGCAAGGGCCCUCCGAAGUCGAAUUAAAAUUAGAAGCACUGACCCAGCGUCUGGAGCAGGAGAUGGAAGCCCAUCCCAAGGCAGAUUACUUCGGAGCGUGUGUGAAGUGUAACAAGGGUGUGUUUGGAGCUAACCAGGCUUGCCAGGCCAUGGGGAACCUCUACCACGAUGGCUGCUUCACCUGCGGAGCCUGCAGUCGCAAGCUGAGGGGCAAGGCCUUUUAUUUUGUCAACGGCAAGGUGUUCUGUGAAGAAGACUUCUUGUAUUCUGGUUUCCAGCAGUCAGCUGACCGAUGCUUUGUUUGUGGACAUUUGAUAAUGGAUAUGAUCCUACAAGCUUUAGGGAAGUCCUACCACCCAGGCUGCUUCCGCUGCAUCAUUUGUAACGAAUGUCUGGAUGGAGUGCCAUUCACGGUUGACUCGGAGAACAAGAUCUACUGCGUCAAAGAUUACCACAAGGUGUUAGCUCCCAAAUGUGCGGCAUGCGGACUUCCAAUCCUGCCAACUGAGGGCUCAGAUGAAACCAUUCGCGUUGUGUCUAUGGACAGAGACUACCACGUGGGAUGUUAUCACUGUGAGGAUUGUGGGAUGGAACUCAAUGAUGAAGACGGGCACCGGUGCUACCCCUUGGAAGACCAUCUGCUCUGUCACUCCUGUCACCUCAAGCAGAUCGAGAGAAGCCCCUCCGCCACAGGUGUACACCAACAGCACUACUAAGUCGAGAUUUACCAACACGAGGAUUUACAAGCUGUUGCGAGUCUCCCUUUCAGCUGCAAGGAAUGCGCCUGGGAGAGACAUGAGUUACUUCCCAGAGAUCUCUGGGGGAGGGUGUUUGUGUGUUAUUUUGACUGGAGAGGAGAAAUAUUUAUCUAGAAAGCUGAGCUGAGAGUACAGAUGGACUCAAACCGGAGCGGAAGGCAGGGCCAAGGUGUUUAAAGGGUCCCGGCUGCUUCGCCACGACUAGGCGCUGGGCACACAUGGCGAGACUCGAGUGCACUGUGCGACCUGGUGUGGGUAAGGAGAGCGCUACAGAACUGGGACCGGGCCAGCGGCCAAGCUGGUGGUGGACCAGGCUCCGCGGCCAAGCCUCCGCCCGGCCUCCUCGCCCCGGGCCCACCGUGCCACUGGGGAAUGAAGAGGACAAAAAAGGCAUCCAAACUAAAGCAAGCACCACCCUGACUCUUCUCCCAGUGCUCUCCUCCCCUCCCUGCCCGGUCUGGACCAUUCCCAGCCCACCACAAUGGUACAGUUCUUUCACAGAUGGGUUUCCCUACUCAUAAAGCGUUCAGAUUACUUGGGACACGGUAUCAUGGAAAGCAGAGCUUCACGUCAGGGAGAUCCUAAGAUGCAAAAACACAGUUAGUCAACCAAGACCUUCUUUUUGCUUGAAACACUUCUGCCUUCUGAGUGAUUUCUGAUGGGUGUCUUUUUCCAAACUCCCUGGAGUUGUGAUCAUCCUUUCAUUUUUUUUCUAUGUACAGAAUCUGAGUCAGAUCAUCUUACUGGCCCAGAAUUGAGAUUUUGUUGGAACUGUGAUCUGGAGCUAGGCAGGCCCUAAAUCUACAUCUACAAGUCCAGCAGAAAUUGCUUUGUAAAAUCAGUGUUGGAUUUUAAUGAAGCCCGCGAGACUCCCUUGGAUACGGGUUCAUCUUUCUAGAUCUUACGGGUGGGAGGCACCAAAGAAUUGGGCGUGCCCCUUCACAUCCUCUCCUCACAGUGGGCCUGGGUUUAUACAGAUCCCACCUUCUUUGUGGUUCAGUGUCCUCUGGCAGAAGAAAGUAGCAUCUCUGGCACUGGGCUCUGGGAAGGUGUGCCCAGGAAGCAAUGCUCAGAGACUGUAUGGAGCAUUAACUUUAUUUGGCUUUAUUAAUAAUAAUGAUAAUAGUAAUAAUAAUACUAAUAUUUGUGUGGUAUAUAAGGGCUGCCUGGGAUAGAUACAGAGUAACCAGAUCAAACAUAGUCCCCGCCCCAGUGGGGUUCACAAUAUAGGCAGGAGGGGGAGCAAAUAUUGAAUCUCCAUAUUACAGAUGAGGAAAUGGAGGCACAGAGAGGUCAAGUGACUUGCCCGAGCAGGUAAGUGGUGGAGUCAGGAUUAGAACCCAGGUCCUGUGCUUCCCAGGCCCAACUUCUUUCCACUAGGCCAUGCUGCUUCCCUAAUAAUUGAACUGGGAGGAUACAGACCAAUUGAGGUCACAAGGCCCUUAUGCAUUUGCAGAGGUGUCCUUCUUUCUCUGUGUUUGUGGAUUUUAAAUAAAAAUGGGCAGUUUUGCCUGAAUUUGGGUCCCUAGGCCUUGCUGUGGGGAAUUUUUAAAUCAGGGAAGUUACUGCUGAUUCAAAGAGAUGUUGCUUUCUUAACACUUUGAGGAUCUCAGCAGAAAAUAUACUUCUUUUUACUAUUUCCACCUGCAAACCAGGAAUUUUUUUUUGUUUCUUCACUAGCAUAGUUUACCAUAUUGAAUAUUAGUACUGGCUAAGGCUGGUUACAUCAUUCAUUCAAUAGUAUUUAUUGAGCGCUUACUAUGUGCAGAGCACUGUACUAAAUGCUUGGAAUGUACAAUAGGCAACAGAUAGAGAUAAUCCCUGCCCAAUGACGGGCUAACGACUCUCUCCAUCUCUCCAACCCAUCCUUCAACACAACAGGCACCAUUGGGCUAGCCCUCUAGACUGUAAACUCAUUGUGGGCAGGGAAUGUGUCUGUUAUAUUCUUGUACUCUCCCAAGUGCUUAGUAGAGUGCUCUGCACACAGUAAACGCUCAAUAAAUAUGGUUGAUUGAUCUAUUGCCCUGCUUUGUCAUACACAAGCAGGACUCCAGUCGGUCAAGACAGUGGAAUCUAAACUGAAGUCCAGUUGGAAUGUUUGAUGAUUUAAAGUUUGUUUUUCAUCCCCUAACGCCCUUGAGUAGCAAAGUCUGAGAAUCCAUCCAAAAGUGACCCCCUCGCAGAGCCAUCUCUGCACCAGGUGUGUCUCUUGCCCGUCAGUGGCAUCACGGUCCCCUUCCCCUCCUUUCCGCAGAUACUUCAGGGCAAGAAACAAAAAAGCUGUGUCAAGUCCCCGUCCUGUUCUGCUGCCUCCUGAAGUGAAAAACAGAUCCUGGUUUUAAUUAUACCCCCGAUCUUCUUUCUCCAACAUACUGUCAGUCAGUGUUGGGGGAGGGGGAAUGAUUUGAUAGAAGGGCUUAUCUAGCAUUUUGAAUUAUGCAAAUAGCUGUCCUUUCGGACCAGCACUUCAAGGAGAAAAGUUGAAAAUCAAGCGUGGGCUGGUCAGAUUGAGAAGAGACUAGAACACACUUAUGGAAACCUUUGGAGUGGGGCUGGGGAAACACAAGCCCUUCUUACCUGUGUUAAUUUUCCCCAGCCUAGGCCACUCGUGCUAGAUCCGGGCUCGACACACAGCCGAGACCUUCUCUGAGAUGAUCGGAACGCAUACUUUGGUUCCCAUUUUGGUGUGUAUUAAAAUUCACAGUCGGAACGAGCCUCAUUUGGUUCAGGCUGGUUUACGUGGCUGGUACUAGGAUGGCUGGCUGCCCCUCCUGGUUAACCAAAGGGGCAUUAGCCGUAAGGAAGGGUCUCCUACCCGCCCACUCCAGCUCCAGGUGCCAGCGCCCUUUUGAGCCAGGCCUAGAUGACCCAGCUUUGGGCAGCAGUUGGAAGGAAGAACAACCUUGAGCAAUUACUCGUUUAAAAUCUGCCAGUGGAAAUAUUACCGAGGAGAGGCCUGAGGAUACAAGGAAGGCCACUUUUCCUUCUCCCCUAGCACAGGCUCGGACACUGGGUGGUGCCAAAACGCCUCUUUAUUUUCUGGGAGGAACAAGGUGAAAUGUUCAGACAACCUUUGGGGUUGUGUUUUCUGGGUUGCCACUCUCGUUCAUGUUACCCUGAAGAAGAUUUUGGGGUGAAGCUGCACAGCCACCUGUCUCUAAAUCUAUGAAGGGUUCAAUUUCUUCAUUAGACCCACCUCUGGGCUCUUGAAAACUAGCCACAGAAGACCCGAACACGUUGUAAUUUUAAAAUUCUAUAAAUUAUUAGGCAGGAACCAAGCCUGGGGUCUGGCAAGAAGACAAACAAUUGGUAGUAGGAUUGAUUUAUAUUUUAAAAGUCUAAAGUAAAUGGAACUUUCUGUCUCCUCUAACUGCUUUGGCAGUUAUAUGGGCUGAAGCCUCUUUAAACUGGUGGGUGGGUAAUCCUUGCCUUUGGAAAAACAGUCAUUCUUUCUCAUCUUGCUUGGCAGUCGCCGGUCCUUCUUCAACUCCGCACUGCUUAUUUUCUAGCUAAGGCCAUUUUGGGGUGGUAAUGCUAAAACCAAUUAGCAUUAAUAGGUUGGAUUCUGGUUUAUUGCUUCGUAUCAAGAAUGGUCUCUCUGCUGCUUAUCAGAGCCUGGAAAUGUCAUGCUGAUAAGAAAGUAAAUAUUGGGCAUUCAGUUCAGUGCAAGUCAACCACAGUUUGGGUAGCGGCAGGUCGGAAAAUGUUUGUUAACAUUUAAUUGGAAGUGUAGUGUUCAGGAUUGUUGGUUUAAUAAAGAGUGGCGGUUUAUGGAUCUUCAUCGAUCAACACACUUAGUGACCGUCUCUCGUCAGAGGAAUGAAAAUUUAAGGGUGUCAUUAAAAAGGAUACCUUUUUCAUUUGAAACCUGGAAAAGAAUUUUCUCAUCCCAUAAACAAGUUGGACUUGAGAUUUUCCACCCAUUUAAACUAACUGGAUUCACAAUAUCUGCCAGGAUCCUGCCGAGCACAAACCCAAAGAGAGAGAUGGCCUUGCUAAAGAUGCAGUCUUUUAUCGGCGAAUAAAUCCUUUGUCAUCACAUUUCUGGGGGCAGAGACAAAUUCCUGAUUGUGCCACCAUUUCUAAACACAAGGUCACUUUCUAGGAGAAGUAAUUUUUAUGGAAGAGAUCGAAUCUAAAAAAUAAAUGGUAUACCUGUCAUGCUGAGCCCUAACUUGUCAGAAACGGGGAAAGAAUUUCUACACUAAGUGCGGGGAACUUUUUCAGUAUGGCUCUUCAUUGUCCAACUAGCAUAAGAGUUAUUCGGACGUUAUGAAGAAGUGUCACUCUACAUCAUGGGAGUAGCAUUGGAAUCAAUUCAACUGUUUCCCCCUCAUAUGGGGAGGAUGAGCCAAAACCUUUUUGUAAUCCAACUCGGGUUUCUCUCAAAGUCUGUGAGCUGUGAGGAAUGGAUUUCAAAUUCUGGGGUUUCCACGUACAUUCUGCCGGUGAAAUUUAGCGUUGCCCAACCUCUUUGUUUUUAAGGUGAGCUUUUCAAAUUCUCAGGCAUGGUGACUGUAGCAAAACCUGUAAAUCCUAAGAGGGUUUCUCCCAUUUCUCUUCCUUCCAUCACCUCUUUGGGAAAUUUUGAGCCCGAGCAGUGCGAGGAGUUGGCGUGUUACCUUCCAAUUAAUCCACCUGUCUUCUGCUGCUGCUUCUUUAGGGGUGGUCAGAGCCCCCCACCCCAAUGUUUCUGAAACCUGCAGUGUCUGCUGGGGGCAAUAGGGUCACAUGCUGACCAUUAGUAGCCUAUCCCAAAGGCCGCCUUGUUCUAAAGACCUGAAUAUUGCAAGAUCUGAGCCUGUGCCUGUUGGAGUCCAGCACAGUCAUGCCAAGAGGUCCCUGAGGAAAUGCUGGGGGUGAAUGUCAGACCUCUGGCACCCCCUCUUUUAUGACAACAGUCAGCCCUCAGAUUUUUCAAGAACUUGUUUACAUUUCUCUGUUGGCCUGGUGCUUGGUGCCAGAACCCAAAAGUAACUCUUCUGGAGUCCUUGGAAUUUAUAUUUCCUCUUCACAGCAACCAGAGCUACAGAUGCAGCCGGUCUGCCGCUUGUAUAAGUUUCCCUUUUUUAAAAUCUAACAGGCAAAGCUGGAACAGCCUGCAAAUCUGAAUGGUACUAGUUCUUUUGUUUCUUAAGAUUUUAAGCCCGGAAAAAAGCUUAUUUAGUACUUCUAGAGCCAUAACUCAACUCAGCAACUCCUGGAUGCAACCUUUCUUAUAGUUAACUGUUAUUAAGUAUUUAUGAUAAAAGAGCCAUAGCAAUGGGAAACCUAGCCCUAUCCUGAGUUCUGUGAUUAAAUAAAUACAAGUGAGUGAA
Molecule: messenger RNA, 7877 nt
Organism: Ornithorhynchus anatinus (platypus)
Lineage: Eukaryota; Metazoa; Chordata; Mammalia; Monotremata; Ornithorhynchidae
Gene: LIMD1
Product: LIM domain containing 1
Exons: 9
Coding region: 415-2517 (700 amino acids)
Biological process (GO): negative regulation of hippo signaling; cytoskeleton organization; response to hypoxia
Cellular component (GO): P-body; transcription regulator complex; adherens junction
Molecular function (GO): transcription corepressor activity
Source: RefSeq, a predicted model, not a curated record